This is a messenger RNA of Physeter macrocephalus (sperm whale), 3729 nucleotides long. It is a transcript of the gene AGPAT5, whose product is annotated as 1-acylglycerol-3-phosphate O-acyltransferase 5. The record is from RefSeq and is a predicted model, not a curated record. Gene Ontology annotation, cellular component: mitochondrion; endomembrane system. Gene Ontology annotation, molecular function: acyltransferase activity. Lineage: Eukaryota; Metazoa; Chordata; Mammalia; Artiodactyla; Physeteridae. The transcript has 7 exons. The coding region runs from base 350 to 1225 and encodes 291 amino acids.
GGGGCAUAGGAUGACGGGCGAGGGUCAUGGGGUGUGAGUGAUCCUGAGCUCUCGAACCCCCGAGACCUGCGGCUUCCCCUUGCCCCGCGGCCGGGAGCAGCGCUCCGGGCCCCUCGCUCGCCAGCCCGCCCACCGUCCAGCGGCGGCGCGGCCCAUGCGGCUGGGGGUGGAGGCCGGAUCCGGCGCGGGCUGGGCGUCUCAGGGGCGACCGGCGGCCCGGCGAGGUGAGGGGGCGGCGGCGGGGCCCGGCCCAGCCCGGUGAUUGGCCGCCGACUGAGGGCCGCCGGGCGGCCGGAGGCGGCGGGGCGGGUAAGAACCGGCGGAGCCUUCCGCGUGCGGAGCCGGGAAGAUGCUGCUGUCCCUGGUGCUCCACAUGUACUCGAUGUGCUGCGUGCUGCCGGCCGCCGUGCUCCUGGGCACGGCUCCCACCUACGUGCUGGCCUGGGGGGCCUGGCGGCUGCUCUCCGCCUUCCUGCCCUCGCGCUUCUACCAGGCGGUGGACGACCGGCUCUACUGCAUCUAUCAGAGCAUGGUGCUCUUCUUCUUCGAGAACUACACCGGCGUGCAGAUAUUGCUAUAUGGAGAUUUGCCAAAAAACAAAGAAAAUAUAAUAUAUUUAGCAAAUCAUCAAAGCACAGUUGACUGGAUCGUUGCUGAUAUUUUGGCCAUCAGGCAGAACGCUCUCGGACACGUGCGCUAUGUGCUGAAAGAUGGGCUCAAAUGGCUUCCACUGUAUGGGUGUUAUUUUUCUCAGCAUGGAGGGAUCUAUGUAAAGAGAAGUGCCAAAUUCAAUGAAAAGGAAAUGAGAAAAAAGCUGCAGAGCUACAUCAAUGCAGGAACUCCAAUGUAUCUUGUGAUUUUUCCAGAGGGAACAAGGUAUAAUCCAGAACUAACAAAAGUCAUUUCAGCUAGUCAAACAUUUGCUGCUCAAGAAGGCCUUCCAGUAUUAAAACAUGUGCUGACACCAAGAAUAAAGGCAACUCAUGUUGCUUUUGAGUCUAUGAAGAAUUACUUAGAUGCAAUUUAUGACGUUACAGUGGCUUUUGAGGGGACUGUGGAUGAUAAAGGGCAGCGGAAAGAAGCGCCGUCCAUGGCUGAAUUUCUCUGCAAAGAAUGUCCAAAAAUUCAUAUUCACAUCGAUCGUAUAGACAAAAAAGAUGUCCCAGAAGAACAAGUAUACAUGAAAAGAUGGCUUCAUGAACGUUUUGAAAUAAAAGAUAAGUGAGUAAUGACAGUCCUAGCCCUUCAGAAACAGUGGCUCAGCACAGUCACUAUAGUAAACAUCGUGAGAAGAAUGUAAACAGUUUUAUUAUCUUAAGAAUGCCUUUUAUAAACUCAAGUCAGAUGUCAUUCCAUGCCUCGUCUGUCCAUGUUUUAAACUUGACUGUUACAAGUCACUGUGAAAGAUCUUGUUAUGGGGGCUGUCCUUUGUUAUUUACUGCAUUUCAAUAAUUUGUGUAUAAGGAUAUAAAAUUUUUUAAAGAAGAGAGAGACACACAGAAAGCUUUGCACUGUUGAGAUACCUCAGGCCCGCCCUCCCGGGUCCAGGGGAGUGUGUGCGCGCUGAGGGCAGGCCGUCAGGCUGGCCGUGUGUAGAGAAUCGGGCUGUGGGGUGGAGGUCGGUGUCUCACGUGUAUGUGGAACUGACGCCGGUGUAUUUGUUGGAAGAAGAAGGGGCCGUUGACAUUUUCACGAAAAAGGUAUCCUUUUGCUAUUAGUAUUUUGGGGCCUAAACCGUUUCUGGGGUUGGCCUUGUGUUUCUCCCAUCAAUAACACGACUUGGGAGCUAGUGCAGUGUUGGCCCCUGGCUGAGAGUUGCUGUGAGUUAAGUUCCAGGCGGGGCCUCUGGAUGCCUCUGGGGAAGGCGGAGCUCGAGGUCAGAUGAGGGUGAGCCUGUUAGUCUCCCUGUGAUUUACACAGAUUUCUAAAGGUAGAAAUUUUAGAAUUUUCUUCUCUUUUCAGGAAGACAAAAACUGGGUUCUUAGGUUUAGAUAUAAUACUUAGAAAUUGAAUUUCCGUGGACGAAAAUUUCACGAUAUAUUAUUUAUUUACUAUUCGUUUUGUUUUCAGUGGAAAUUUUAUCCUUUUUGUUUUUUGAAAGAUGUGUUUUAAAUAUCUAUACUUUUUUUCCUCUUUCUGAAAAAAAAUGGAUCUGUGAGUUAUAGUAUGCACCAUUUAAAUUUAUUAAGACCACAUUGAAAAGUAUGGUUUUUUAAAGGCUUUAGAAAAUACUUCCAGGGCUUCCCUGGUGGCACAGUGGUUAAGAAUCCGCCUGUUAAUGGAGGGGACACGGGUUCGAGCCCUGUUCUGAGAAGAUCUCACAUGCCACGGAGCAACUAAGCCUGUGCACCAUAACUACUGAGCCUGUGCUCUAGAUCCCGUGAGCCACAACUACUGAAGCCCAUGCGCCUAGAGCCCGUUCUCCACAACAAGAGAAGCCACCGCAAUGAGAAGCCCGCGCACCGCAACGAAGAGUAGCCCCCGCUCGCCGCAACUAGAGAAAGCCCGCGCGCAGCUACAAAGACCCAAUGCAGCCGCAAGAAAAAAAUACUUCCAAAAUUCUGUUUAUGUUCAGAAAUUUUACCUGUGUUUUAGUCUCCGAAAGUGCUUCUUCUCAGGAAAUUGCCAUUGUUUCUCCUCUCCUUGUUGUAUGGCAGUAAAAUAUUUCCUAAUUAACCCUCCUAGAUUAACUUUAACAAGUGAAAGCUAUUAAAAAUGUACUAUGUUGAAAAUGAAACUAUAUGAAGUUUAUAAACAAAUUUCUGUAUUUCAUUGACUCUCAAUUGUGCAUGACAAUGUGUUAAACCAAUUAUUCAGCGCCACCCACUUUGGAUAUGGAAGAAAUUUUAAAAGUAAGAUUUAUGUGUUUUGACAUGAAAAUCUGUUAUCAGAAAAAAACCCUGAACAGUAUGAUUAAUAUCCUAUGUAUUUUGUGUUAUAGGUGUUUAUAUGUAUAUUUAGAAUGAGUCUGGACGUUUUAAAACAGUGAUUUUCUCUAGGGAAUGUGAGUUGUAAGGCAACAGAAAGACUUUCCCUUGUUGUACUUUGUGUUUCAGAUUUUUAUGUUGAGUAUAUUCUGCUAUUACAACUUUACAUUUUUAAAAUAAGGAAACUGCAUUAAUAACUAUGCGCUGUUUCCUUCUUUUACCUGCUUUUGUAAUUCCACGCGAAUAGGGGCGUUGGGGGGUAACUCUCCAUUUAUAAGAGCUGCUGAUCUUUUCUCUGACUUCUGGUAGAACAGGAGCUGCGAGGAGGAGGAGUGUUUGGAGGGGUAAAGACUGGGGAAGGCAGAGAAAAAGCCCACGUGCGUGUCAGGUCCCUGUAAAGUUUUAAAGAUCUAAAGUUUAAAAAACAAAAACAUCCCCAUAAAAUUACUUGAAACCAUCUGAUUUUACAUAUUACAUAUAAUUCGUAUACAUUAAUCAUAGAGCAUAUUAAAGAUAUUUUUAAUAUCUAGAAACUCCAAUUAAACCAACUCUCUGGGUGUUUCCCAUAAGGACCUAUAACUUCUCCAGCAUAUAAUAGGCAGCCAAUAAAUAUUUGUUGAAUUAAAAUAUUGAAAUGGCUAAACCUGAAAGUUAACACUUUUUUUUUCAUUCUGGCCAUAGAUUGCUUAUAGAAUUCUAUGAUUCACUGGAUCCAGAAAGAAGAAACAAAUUUCCCGGAGAAAGUGUUAAUUCUAAACUAAGUCUCAAGAAGACCUUACCAUCAUUCUUGAUCUUAAGUGGU